CCGGAUUGGGAGAAAGGUGGCGGCCCUUGGCGCGGCAGGUUGGAAGCGCUUUCCGGGUUUUCGGUUGUUGGGGUUUAUUUGAUGCGCGUGUGGAGUCCGAGGUUGCCCCACAGGAACAGAAUGGAAGGAGAAUUGAGCAGACUGGAAAUUCACACUCCAGUUUUUGACAAGAAAAAGAAAAAGUACUCUGUAUAUAAGGAAGGCCAUCUGAGGCAUCCCCAUGAAAGUGUCAGAGACUCCCCCCUGGCAAGCGAGCCAUCUCACGGAACCAAGAAUAAAAAAAAAAGAAAGGAUCGCCAGCAUCUCCUUCCUCCCCCUUUGGAAAAAUCAGAAAUUUGUGGUGAGAUGGAAAAGGCCACUUCUAAACCCAAAAAGAAUAAAAAGAAAAGGCAUAAGACUUCAGAGAUGGAUGAGGAAUCAGGUGUGGUGUAUGUCGUGGUGGAUAAAGAAAAUAUCGAGAACACGCCAAAGAAUUUUAGGGGGGACGUUGACGUCGUGUAUGUUGACGUGAGCCAGGAACAGAAGCCAACAAAAGAGUCUGAAGCAGACGAACCGCAUUCAGUUCCAAAGUCACAGAAGAACAAGUCGGAAGAGCUGCACCAUAAAGUUAGGGAGAGAAAGAGGAGAAAACAUCAGAGGCACAUGGCCUCCUGGGGUGCCGAGCAGGAGAGCCUUGCUGCCCUGCCCGAGUCGGAGCCCUGGGAGCAGGAAACUCCUCUUUCUGUGGGCCCUGGAGGUGGAAUCCCACAACAACCAGUAUCAGCUGAUAAAAAAAAAAAGUCUAAGAAAAAAAAGCGAAAAAUCGCACAUGACCAGGAACUGGAGGCCUUGCCUGGGCAUGAGAGUGUCCAGGUCGCGUACUCGGAGGGACGGCAAGGGGUCAGCGAGGUCGGGACUGCAGAAGGCAGUAAGGAAGCCGGCCGGGUAAAGAAAAAGUCUAAGAAAAGGAAGCGAAGGGCUUCUGUUGAAGGUCCUGUAACUCCUGGGGGUGAUUUUGUAGCGCCUGCUGCGAGCUUUGAGGAUACACACUCGGAUUCACUGGAAUGUAGCAGUGCCCUGAUUGAAGAAAGCGCGAAACUCAGGCCUCAGAAGGAGAAGACCCAGGCCUGUUUGGGAGAGGAGCAGAGGUCGGAACUGACAAAUGAAGAGGAAAGCCGUUUGGAAUUGGCCAAAGAUUCCGAAACAAGAUUCUUAUCAGAAGACUCGAGGGAUUCGGGUGACUCGGAUGUGGACUUGGACUCCGCCGUGAGGCAGCUCCAGGAGUUCAUCCCGGACAUCAAGGAGAGGGCCGCCACCACCAUCAAGCGGAUGUACCGAGAUGACUUGGGGCGGUUUAAGGAGUUUAAAGCCCAGGGUGUCGCUAUUAGAUUUGGCAAGUUUUCUGUAAAGGAAAACAAGCAGUUAGAGAAAAACGUGCAAGACUUUCUGUCCCUGACAGGAAUUGAGAAUGCCGACAAGCUGCUCUACACAGACAGAUACCCAGAGGAGAAAUCUGUGAUCACCGACUUAAAAAGAAAAUACGCAUUUCGAUUGCAUAUUGGAAAGGGCAUUGCCCGGCCUUGGAAACUCGUUUACUAUCGAGCAAAGAAGAUGUUUGAUGUCAACAAUUACAAAGGCAGGUAUAGCAAAGGAGACACAGAGAAGUUAAAGAUAUACCAUUCCCUGCAUGGGAACGACUGGAAAAAGAUCGGCGAGAUGGUCGCUCGGAGCAGCCUCUCUGUCGCCCUGAAGUUCUCCCAGAUCAGCAGUCCGAGAAAUCAUGGUGCUUGGAGUAAGACGGAAACCCAGAAACUAAUCAAGGCCGUCGAAGAAGUGAUUCUAAAGAAAAUGUCUCCCCAUGAGUUAAAGGAAGUGGAUUCUAAACUCCAAGAAGACCCCGAAGGCCGCCUGUCCAUCGUGAGGGAGAAACUCUAUAAGGGCAUAUCUUGGGUAGAAGUAGAAGCCAAAGUAGAAACCAGAAAUUGGAUGCAGUGUAAAAGUAAGUGGACGGAAAUCCUAACCAAGAGGAUGACGAAUGGUCGGGACGUGUACCGCGGAGUUAACGCCCUACGGGCCAAAAUCAACCUCAUCGAAAGACUGUAUGAGGUCAACGUGGAGGACACGAACGAGAUAGACUGGGAAGACCUUGCUAGCGCCAUAGGUGAUGUUCCUCCGUCCUAUGUUCAAACUAAAUUUUAUAAGCUGAAAGCUACCUGUGUUCCCUUUUGGCAGAAGAAGACUUUUCCAGAGAUUAUAGACUACCUUUACGAGACCACCCUGCCUCUGCUUAAGGAAAAGUUAGAGAAGAAGAUGGAGAAAACGGGUACCGAAAUCCAGAGUCCCGCGGUGCCCAGGCAAGUCUUCCUGUUCAGAGACAUCUUUUACCUUGACGACGACAGUGAGGGAGAAGAUGGGGAGGAGCGGAGGCCCACGGGUUUGACCACACACAGUGAGGCGGGCUCUGCUAGGAGCCGAAGAUGCCAGAGGGAGCCGCGCAGACUUGCAGACGACAUGCUCUGGGGCUCGCUGAACGCCAUUGCCCGUUCGUCUCCUGAAAUACACGCGGGUCCUAAUCUUCGGACCUCAUCAAACAGCGCAUCCAUCCUCCAGUUGGCUCGAGUCUGACCAAGCUGUCACCAAGUCUGUGUUCCCGCCUCUCUCUUCCCAGCACUCUCUGCUGUGUAUUCUCUUCCUUGGUGGCACCUCCCUGUUCAAGAUGCCAAGCCUGGGUGGGCCCUUCCAUCUGCCUCCUC
This is a messenger RNA of Neogale vison (American mink), 2732 nucleotides long. RefSeq names its product transcription termination factor 1 (gene TTF1). NCBI's taxonomy places the organism in Eukaryota, Metazoa, Chordata, Mammalia, Carnivora, Mustelidae. The transcript has 12 exons. The record is from RefSeq and is a predicted model, not a curated record. The coding region runs from base 82 to 2604 and encodes 840 amino acids.